This is a messenger RNA of Oncorhynchus tshawytscha (Chinook salmon), 3520 nucleotides long. RefSeq lists its product as uncharacterized. NCBI's taxonomy places the organism in Eukaryota, Metazoa, Chordata, Actinopteri, Salmoniformes, Salmonidae. The coding region runs from base 925 to 3246 and encodes 773 amino acids. The transcript is spliced from 9 exons. The record is from RefSeq and is a predicted model, not a curated record. Gene Ontology annotation, cellular component: centrosome.
UGUGAUAUUAUCACUGGGGAGACUCCAUGACACUUCACUGAGCUGUGACACUGUGAUAUUAUCACUGGGGAGACUCCAUGACACUUCACUGAGCUGUGACACUGUGAUAUUAUCACUGGGGAGACUCCAUGACACUUCACUGAGCUGUGACACUGUGAUAUUAUCACUGGGGAGACUCCAUGACACUUCACUGAGCUGUGACACUGAUAUUAUCACUGGGGAGACUCCAUGACACUUCACUGAGCUGUGACGCUGUGAUAUUAUCACUGGGGAGACUCCAUGACACUUCACUGAGCUGUGACGCUGUGAUAUUAUCACUGGGGAGACUCCAUGACACUUCACUGAGCUGUGACGCUGUGAUAUUAUCACUGGGGAGACUCCAUGACACUUCACUGAGCUGUGACGCUGUGAUAUUAUCACUGGGGAGACUCCAUGACACUUCACUGAGCUGUGACGCUGGGAUAUUAUCACUGGGGAGACUCCAUGACACUUCACUGAGCUGUGACACUGUGAUAUUAUCACUGGGGGGACUCCAUGACACUUCACUGAGCUGUGACACUGUGAUAUUAUCACUGGGGAGACUCCAUGACACUUCACUGAGCUGUGACACUGUGAUAUUAUCACUGGGGGGACUCCAUGACACUUCACUGAGCUGUGACACUGAUAUUAUCACUGGGGAGACUCCAUGACACUUCACUGAGCUGUGACGCUGUGAUAUUAUCACUGGGGAGACUCCAUGACACUUCACUGAACUGUGACGCUGUGAUAUUAGUAGUAUCUUCCUGUAUGGUACAGGUCCUGCUGAGAGCACAGACACAGAGAUGAAGCCUGUGUGCUGCUCAGCCUAGACAGUGGAUAGGGUGUCACUAACCCAGAUCCUGUUGCGGAUGCUAGCCUACUGCUGUUGACAACGCCAUCGUCACUAUGACCAGCCUAGGGAUCCAGCAACGUCCCACUGACCACAGACAGAUAGGGAGGAGUCCUUUACUCCUGUCUCACAAACAGAGGUCCUCCUCCUCCCUGCCCCUCCUGAAACACCUGCACCAGGCUGGGGGGCCGUAUGCUGUCGUUGAGCCCCAGACAGACCCGCCGUCGCUGGGUGACUACUUCUCCCUCCUCCAGCGACUGAAAGAGGAGACUUACAUGUACAAACAGAACAAGGAUCUGAAACAGGUACAGAGCAGGAAGCCAUGGUGUAAGCAACAGCCUCACUCUCCACCUCUGGUCAGUCCUCUUCCCAGAGGCCCUAGCAGCAGAGUCCCACCACUUCCCGGAGUUCCCAGUAGCAGCAGCAGGGUUUUACCGUCGGGUCGUACCCAGCGUAGACUGAGCCAGCACUCCAGCCACAAGAUGGCGUCCUCCUCCCAGAAGAGUAAACACACACCUGCCAUCAUCAAGGGCCAUCGCCACUUAAGCUACGGAGGAUCCGUCCCACCUGAGAACAUCACCAUUGAACAGUUUUAUGACCUUACACCUACCAAGAAAAGUAACGUCCGCCUCAACGACCAGCUUAUACCAAAACCAACGGACAUCAACAUCGCAGAGAUAAUGAUAAAGGUUCCAAUUCCAAAAGAACAUCCGUAUCAGGCCCACAUCUCCCGCUUCGCCCUGUUCCCAACGUUCCGCUCACCAGACGACCCCGACACAGGCGUGAGAGCUGCGUCCCUACGACCCCUGAACCCUCUCGUCCCGUCCUCUGCUCCAGAGGUCACCGUGCUGAGAAAGACAAAAGGAGGUCCUUAUCGUCAUGAGGUACUGGAGGCACCCAUGACAACCAGGAAGAAAACCAUCUCAUGGCCAGGACAACAUGGCUUCCUGGAUCACCCCAAGCCAGUUAGGGGCGAGGCCCAGACCCAGGUAUUCUACCCUAAGUCCCAGAAGACAGUGUUUCCCAACCCCACAUUGCGUGACUGGGACGUCACGCUGUCUGAACGAACAGCCAACAUGCUCCGCAACGUGGAGAAGUCCCACUGGGUCACCUCCUACCAGCUUCACUACACAGGCACUGGGUCUACUAAUCCCUGGAGGUUGGAUGACUACUAUGAGAACACCGUUGACAUGAUCACUGGGAAGACAACUCCCUACACAACACAGCUGAGGGAGCGAUCCCACCCCGUUCUGCUGCUCCCUAAACCAAGAGACGGGCGCAAGGCCAGAAUACGCCAGGGCCGUCAUAAGGUGGAGAGCACCUACCACCCUCCUGUCACUGCCCCAGCAGCAGAGUCCCACAGCACAGACCAGACUUCCACACAGAAUCACCCUGCUGGGCCUCUGGGAACUAUGUCUGGUCACCAAAGUCAUCAGGAGAUAAAGGGGAACCCUUCUACUCAGGACGGCCAUCCCAACAACAGCCACGGCCACUCAGAGCUCAGUCUAGCCAGGCCUGGGGCUGGAGAUGUGUCUGGGCCUGGGGCUGGAGAUGUGUCUGUGCCGGAGCCUGCUCAGGUGUCUGGCUAUGUGUUCCCUGGUCACCACCUUCAAGAUCAAGGCUCCAGGUGUGAGAGGUGUUGGGAGGAGAGGUGUGAGUGCCAGGUCAAGGAGGUCAGAGAAGGGCUCCAUCACCCAGGGCCAGGGGCAUCAGACCCCCAGCAGAGCAGCCAGGCUCCCAGAGCCUCCCUGGAGAAGGUCACAGACACAGAGAGCUCUCUGGCCUUGUACAGCUGCCAGCUGCCCCAUUCUCCCCUGAAUGAGACCACAGAGGUCACCACAGAGAAUAACACCCAGAGAGAGGUAUGGUACAAGGACGUUCCUGGCAUCAAGAAGCAUAGCUACACAGCAUCAGGGGGUAACCUGUUCAGCCUGAGCCAGCCAGCUCCAGCAUUGGCUACUAACAACACAGGGGUGGCAUAUGAAUCUGAGACAGAACUGUCUGCUGCUGAUCUGGUCUCUCCCAACAUCCGUAACUGGCGUUCUGGCGGGAAUUUAGUUCUGGGUUCUGAGAUGACUGUCAAUCAGACCCUAGAAGAACAGGAUCGGGAGUGGCAGAACAGAGAGAUCCCCAUCCCACGCAGUAUCUCCAACCCCUGUAUCCAACCCCGUCCACAUGCCCUGCCUUCCACCCACCCAGGGGAGAGGGGCCGGUGCCAGCUGGCCCUGUUGGAGCUCCAGGACUCCUUCAGUAAGUCGGAGGUCCACCGUCUCUUCCACAGCUCCCUCCAGGGGGGCGCGGUCAACCUGCAGGACAAUGUACACACCGGGAGAAAGCACCGCUUCUACGGCUUCAACUCCUUCUAUUUCCACAACUGAGCACUGUAUUGUAGACCUACCACUAUGCCCACAGUCUGUAGGGAGUGGAAGACAUCAGAGGGCUUAGUGAGUGGAAUGGGUCUACGGUCUACAACGUUAUCUCUUCAUGAUGGGAAAUCCAACCAUAUACGGUCGCUUACUCAAAGCUACUGACAUGUUUUGCUUAUGAUGUCUGUCUUAUCAUGUCUGUCUUAUCAUGUCUGUCUUAUCAUGUCUGUCUUAUCAUGUCUGUCUUAUCAUGUCUGUCUUAUCAUGUCUGUCUUAUCAUGUCUGU